Messenger RNA from Prorocentrum cordatum, 2773 nucleotides. The record is from the annotation of a GenBank genome assembly. NCBI's taxonomy places the organism in Eukaryota, Dinophyceae, Prorocentrales, Prorocentraceae.
GAGCGCCCCUCCGGUGCUCGAGCGGAGCUCAUGGAGAGGCAGAUACAGAAUCGCAUGGAGGCAGUGAGGACGGGCGCAGUGCCAGGGCCCACGCAGAAACAGCAGGACGACGCGCGGACCAAGAUCAGGGAGUGGGGGCACGCAGACGUUCCGCCCACGGACGACAUGGUGAGCCUCUUCUGCGCAAUCGCCGACGUCCUCGGCCCGCUGUCCCGCGUGACACUUCCAAGGGUGAAGAAAUUCAGGACGGUGGUGCGGCAGGUCCUUGCCGUGGAGGGGAUCCACUGGAUCGCCCCCAAGCAGAACCUGACGGACGCGGACUUGCGGGAGUUCGGCGGGGCCGUGGUGGGCCCGCGGUCUGUGCCCGAGCAGUUCCAGGACAUCUGCCGGACGAGCUACGUGGUCGACCAAUGCAUCCCGCGGAGCAGGCUCGGCUUGAACGUCAAGCAGCGCAAAGUCGCGGUCAACCUGGAGAGGGAGAUCGACGCCACCGCGAUGAGCGACUGGACCCCGCAGGCCGGGCUACCGCCGCCGCCUUCCGAGGGUGUCGCGGCGCUGCCCCCGGGAACGGGCGCUACGGCGAGUUCGGCCGCAGGGGGCGGCCCCGCCGCUGAUGUCACCGGCGGCCAGAGGGGCAGCGGGCGCGUGGCGAGUUCGGGCGCAGGGGGCGGCGACGCCGCUGAUGCAGCCGGCGGCCAGAGGGGCAGCGGGCGCGUGGUUCGCCAGCAGGCGCUCGCCGCUUCGGAGCCGUCGGAGGACGAAGCAGCUGUCGCCCGCAAGACCCGCGACGCGGCGACGAAGGCGAUCGAUGAGGGCAGGUUGUACACGACCGACACGAGCGACUCGAGGUGCGCAAUUUUUUGGCCCAGGAGCGCUUGCGACCACUCGGUCGAGCAGGGCGCCAGGGACUUGGACAGCGCCCCUGCAGACUUCACCUACUUCUUCAAGCUGGUCACCGUGGCGCUCAUGAAGAAGCGCUGCCUCGGCGUACUGCACUUCUUCGCCGAGCAGUUCACCCGCGUGGACGAGGCGAUGCUGAACUUCCCCCCGGCCUUCAGCAAAGGCCUCAUCAAGCUGGCGUGGAUGCGCGACCAGCCGGAGACGGAGCACGGCGCCGCCGUCUCCUGGGAGCACUCUCUGAAGUUCCACAGCAGCGAGGUCUACUUGGAGUUCGUGGACUGGAAGUUCGACAGGAGGAUGGAUAAUGCGAGAAAGGACAUGCUAGCGAACCCCGCGGAGCGUUACGACGCAUGCCGCUGCCUGCUCGAACAGGCGCCCACGGGCGCCGCCAAGGCCGAGCUCGCCAGUGCCAUGUCCAUCUUCGGCAGCGGCUCCGACCUGGAGAAGGCGAAGUUCGCCUUGACGGCCAAGAACAUGCUUGUGGUCGAGGCGUGGUGCCCGACGGACCCUCCAUCUGAUCAGUCGCCCCUGGCGGCGCCUGCGGGCGCUUUCAACGGGCCCUCCGUCGACAAGGUCGCGGUCGCCUUGGAGCGCCCCCCCGUGGACAGCGAGGUGAUCGGCGCCAUCCAGGGCCCGACUGCCCGGGCCGUGAUCGAGCAGUGCGCGUCGGCGCUCUCAUCCAACGUGGAGUACAGCGAGAACUUCAAGAUGACUGCGCAGCUCUUGACGCUCGAGGCCCUCGCGUACAAGCGCGGCCUUGUCGGCGACGUGGGGUUGGUCGUGGAGGACCCGACGUGGGGCGCGCCCCUCGCGGGGCACCGCUCCGACGCGGAGUGCAAGGCGUUGCGCCGCACCCCUGGCACUGGCGGAGCGGGGGAGAAGCUGGCGAAGUCCGGCCUGGCGCCAGCGACGGCGUUGUUGCUGACCCGCGUGGCAAACCAGCAGAGGGGGGAGGCGGCGGCAGCCCAGGCGGCAGUGGCCGCCGAGGCAGCAGCGGCCGCGGAGGCGGCAGCGGCCGCCGAGGCGGCGGCGGCAGCGGAGGCGGCAGCGGCCGCCGAGGCUGGCGAGGAUGGGCCGAACGGCGAGGGAGAUGGCACGGCGCCGCGCGUCAAGGCCGAAGGGAAGGCUGGGCCCGCGGCGGCCCAGACGGCGCCGCACGCCAAGGCCAAAGGGAAGGCAGCGCCCCCCGGCGUUACGACGGGCGCCGGUGGCCAGGCAACGACCGCCGGCGGCUCGGCCGACCAGGGGGGGCUCGCGGAGCCGCCGUUUCGGGCGGGCGACGAGGUCACCAUCGAGCACAAGAAGAAGAUGUACGACGGCUACGCCGGAGAGGUGAAACAAGUCUACAAGAGCAAAUGCUUGGUCGAGCUCUCCGAGGGGCCGUCCAAGGGGAAGGGCGACGGAACCCGCAAGUUCGAUUUCGAGAAGUUGACCAAGGCCAGCGGGGCGGCGGGAGCAGGUUUGGCGCCCGCGGCGGGCUCGAGGAAGCGCGCCAGCAGCGGCGCAGCCGCUGCCGCUGAGCCCUCGGCGAAGCAGGCGAAGGGGGAGGAGGCCGAGUCUGAGGCUCUCGUGAGCACUUUGCACGGGCCAGAGGCCCGUUCUGCGGGGUGGGUGGGCCCGCCGGCCGCCGACGCCGCUGGCGCCAAGUUGGGCAAGUCGGCCAACGGCUUCAUCGUUUCCGCCCGCAUAGCCAUCCUCGUCCUCGACGUCUUCUUCAUUGCCAUUUUCUUUUGCCCUGCCAUCAUUGCCCUCCUGCUCGUCCUCUCCCCCCUUCUAUCUUCUUCCAUGCUCGCCCUCGCCCUCGCCAUCGUCCUCGACACCUCCGCGAACCCCGUCCGUUACGACGGCGUGCCUUGUUCGAGGACCCUGGAAG